CACUGGUCACAUGAUCAACUGACGGUAUAUUAAGAAAGAUAUACGGCACCCUGAUAUCGGGUCGAAAAUAUUGCAAGUGACAGGAUAAAUGUUUUUACAGAAACGUUCAAUAUCGCAACAAAUCAAGUAAUGUUAUUUAACGGAGCAUAAUAUCUGAAGAUUAAAGAGCAACAAAAAGUAUAAAAAAUAUAUUUUUCAAACCACAUUGAACAGAAUUUUGUAUGUUGACAAUUACGCCAUUUUCUAAUAUUAGACUGACUAUAAACAAGAUAUUGAUAAUAGGUAGGACAGGUAGCGAAAACCGUGAUAGUUUAUUUUCAAAAGCAUGUCCAGUCUACCUACAGAUGACAUUAUCAUAGAUUAUUUCGAGGGAUGAAUGCGAAAGAAGUCUAAGUGCUUCUACUUAUUAUAUAUGCACUUAGACCUCUUUUGCAUUCAGCCCUCGAUUUGCAACAUAAAUAUUCAGCUUGUUACACAUGCAGAGGCUAUGUUUGAUAAAGAUAACAAAAGUUACUUACAUAAAUUGUACUGGGUGUAGUUUAAAAGGUAGGACGCAUACUCACUAUAUAAACACAUUUUCUGUCUGAAAAAAAAAUCUUGAAGAAAUUUAAGCGGUAAGUAUUAUACUUUAUUGUUUAAUAGUUGUUCUAUUUUUUGCAGUUUAGAUAGAUUAAACGUAGCUGAUCUAAAAUGAAACACUGAAACAAAACAAUCGUGUUUUCUAUAACAAUUAAAUAAUCAUAAUGUAGACACUGUUAAUAGAGAAUACAAUGCUUUUAAAGUAGAUUAUUGAUAACUUUUGGUUAAAAAUGAAUACCCGUUAUUUUUGUCCUUAGUUUGAAAGGACUUAAGAUGUAUGGGCGAUGCAAAUUGUUAUUUCAUUAAAAGACAGGGAUAAACAUCAUAUUAUUUCAAGCAUGCUGAAUGAUUUACCAUACAAUUCCGUAAACGCAUAUACGGAAUAUCUAUACGGGUAAUAUAUCUGUUCGUAUACAGUCUGUGGAAUAGCUUUUAGCUUCUCCGUAUUUUCUACCUAGUUUGCAUAAAAAAAAAAAUAGUAGAGCAAAUUACUGCAAUAACAAGUAUACAUCUUGCAUUAAUUUUAGAAGAUGCCAAGAGGCAAAUUUGAAGACGUCCCUGGCGGGGAUACUGUAACGUUAGAUACAGUUGAUGAUGAAAAUGGAUACAGACAGGGAACAUUCAGAUAUACCUUCGAAGAACACCAAAAAAUCUUCAACAAUAUUCCAAACAUAAAGUGCAACGACGACGAUUUUUUCCUGAUUUCAUAUCCAAAGACAGGGUCAAACUGGUUAUGGGAAAUGCUGAUGAUGAUGAUGGUAAAAUCGGGACAGAUAAUGGAAGGUAGAAAAUCACAGGGCAUGAUUGACGCCGUGCCCACAGAAGUUGUAGAGAAUUUGCCCUCACUAAGAAUUCUCAAUUCACAUUUGAAGAUCAAAUAUUUGCCAAAGGAAGCAUUCGAGAAGAAGUUGAAAAUGAUUCUACUGGUUAGGAAUCCAAAGGAUGUCGUCGUCUUCUUUUACAAUCAAACAAAAGGCAUUAAAGGCUACGAAUAUGAGGGGAAGUUUGAAAACUACGUGCAGAUGUUUAUGCGAGGUGAAGUUGAUUACGGUUCGUACCCAGAAUAUUUGCAAGAAUGGCAGACAUUCAUGAAAGAGAAUCAAGAAGUUCCUAUUCAUGUUGUGUACUAUGAAGGUUUACAACAGGACUGUUUCGGUGAGAUGUGGAAAAUUUGCAAAUUUCUUGGAAAAGAUGUGAGCAGUGACCUGUUGCAAAAGAUUGUUGAAAACUGUCAAAUAGUCAAAAUGCGACAAGCAAAAGAAGACAACAUGACAGAAGAAAUGAAGAAGUCGAGAAUUACUGCACUAGCCAACGACUUUUCUAUGUUUAGAAAAGGUCAAAUUGGAGAUUGGAAAAACUGGUUCACUGUGACACAAAACGAAUGUUUUGAACAAUGGUGGACUGAAAAAACAAAAACGCUUGACAUGUUUACAUUUAAAUAUUGCUAGGAGAUGUUGUAUUAAUGCAAAUACCAUUUUGGAAGGCAAAGAAAUGUCAGUAACGUAAUCAGUAUUCAUUCACUUAUGGUAGCGAAGAUCGGAGAUAGAGGAUAUUAGCCGGUGACAAUGAUUUCUUAGAUUUGAUAUUGCUUAUGUGGUGGCUUUUAUCAACACAAUUUAUCUAAAAUUUUAUUAUGUUUUUUUUUUAAGUCCUGCAUUUAUAUUUUGUCAAAGUACUUGAAGAUUUUGUAUACUUACUACCAUCGGUUAGACGAAUAAUUUUAAGAGGUAUUUAUUUUGUCAUAGUGCUAUUAAUGUCUAGUGUUUUCAGUAUUUAUUGGACACAUUGACGCGUAUUAAGCAUACAGUUGUAAUCUAGAUUUUAAUUCAUUGACUGAAACAGACCAUAACUUUUUGAGCAUAUAUAUCUUAUUAUUUGCGGACGACAUGGUGUUGUUUACCACUAGCGCACAAAGUUUACAGACACAGUUAGACAGCUUAUAUACAAAUUCCCUUAAAUGGGGUUUAAAGAUAAACGUUAAGAAGACAAAAAUUUGUGUUUUUAGAAAAGGGAGAACAAACAUUAAUUAUAGUUGGUAUAUUAAUAAUGAAAACAUUGAAAUUGUAGAUUCAUUCUGUUAUCUCGGGGUAAAUUUCAAAUACGAUGGGUUAAUGCUAGGUGCAAUGAAAUCUUUGUCUGACCAGGCAUUAAAAGCUAUAAAUAGUUUAUACUCUAUUUUCACAAGAAUCAAGUUCGAUGUUAAAACCAAGUUUUUACUAUUUGAUAGAAUGGUUGAACCUAUUUUGCUCUAUUGUGCAGAAGUGUUCGGUGUUUACAAGACAGAUGUUUUAGACAGAAUUCAGAUAAAGUUUUGUAAAAAGAUUCUAGGAGUUAAACCAUCUACUCCAAAUAUGGCUGUUCUGGGCGAACUUGGAAGAUUACCUAUAUCUGUUUUAUGCAAAGAGAGAGUUUUGAAUUACUGGUUGAGGCUUAAUAAAAAUAGGGAAUCACUGAUGUAUAACAUUUAUCAAACACAAUAUAAGGAGACAUAUAAUGAUGGAUGUUCAUUUUGGGCAAAAUAGGUUAAGUCGCUUUUAGAGAGUCUUGGGUACGGGUAUCUUUGGAAUAAUUUUGAUGAAAAUAUUUCUUUUAAUGUGUUAAGACCAGUUUGUUCAAAAUUGGAGUGGUAGUGUCCAUAGUAUGUCUAAACUUGACUAUUAUGUUAGAUUUAAGAAUGAAUUUAAAUAUGAAAACUAUCUUGACAUUGUUGAGAACGAAUAUUUGAGAAAACUCUUUACAUGUUUUAGGUUAUCGUCGCAUGCCCUUGCAAUUGAAACUGGAAGAUAUGUGGGAAUAAAUAGAACUGAUAGGAUAUGUAGAAAUUGUAACUUCAACGUUGUCGAAUCUGAAUAUCACUUUUUAUUGACUUGUCCAAAGUAUAGCCAUAUUCGCACUAAAUUCUUACCAAAUACAUCGUGGCCAAAUAUUAACCUUUUCAACAGACUGAUGUCUUCAAAUAAAAAGAAAACAGUAUUAGGAAUUUGCAAAUACCUGAAAGAAGCAUAUAAUGUAAGGAAUCCAGAUUUAUAAAUCUAUACUUCAAAAAACUGGGAAAGUAAAGAAGCUUUGUGUUGAAUUGUAUAAUUUAUAUAUGGUUACCACAAUUAUAUUUGAUAGUACUAUCUAAAUACAUUGUUAAAUAUCUUCAUGUAUGUGCACAUUGUGAUUAAGAUAUAAAAUGUGUUGUUGUUUUUUCUGCUCAUUAGCCAAAGGCAUGUUAUUGCCGAUUUUUGCAAAUAAAUGUGUUGUUGUUGU
Mercenaria mercenaria is the source of this 3834-nucleotide messenger RNA. Its product is annotated as sulfotransferase 1 family member D1-like. Gene Ontology annotation, biological process: sulfation. The coding region runs from base 1110 to 2027 and encodes 305 amino acids. Gene Ontology annotation, molecular function: sulfotransferase activity. Gene Ontology annotation, cellular component: cytoplasm. NCBI's taxonomy places the organism in Eukaryota, Metazoa, Mollusca, Bivalvia, Venerida, Veneridae. The record is from RefSeq and is a predicted model, not a curated record. The transcript is spliced from 6 exons.